Molecule: messenger RNA, 2244 nt
Organism: Rosa chinensis
Lineage: Eukaryota; Viridiplantae; Streptophyta; Magnoliopsida; Rosales; Rosaceae
Product: actin-related protein 3
Exons: 9
Coding region: 429-1727 (432 amino acids)
Biological process (GO): Arp2/3 complex-mediated actin nucleation
Cellular component (GO): actin cortical patch; Arp2/3 protein complex
Molecular function (GO): actin filament binding
Source: RefSeq, a predicted model, not a curated record
CCAAAACAGAAGCAAAGACAAAUAGAAAAGGCGAGAGGGGUCGUCUCAGUCGGUGCGCCGUUGUUCCAUUUUCUUCAAUCAUCGAAUCCCAGAAAAGCAAACAAAAUGAUGAAGGAGUCGAUGAGAGCUGUCGCUGAUUUAAACCGCCGUCGUUGAAAAUGGGUGGCACGCCAAUCUCCACAACCCCCACCAACUGCUGCAGCAACUCUGCUCCGUUGAGUCGCUUCCGAUCCAAGUCUGCGUCACCAUCACCACCAACACCUACACCGACACCUCCCUCUUCCUUCUCUUUAUUACCACAACACCUGCACUCUUCACGACCAUGAUCCUCUCCCUCACUCCCACUCUUGGAUCUCAGCUGCAGAUCCAUAGUAUCCAAACUCAACUUCAAUUCCAAUUCCAAUCCCAAUCCCAAUCUUCUUCUUCUGAUGGACCCUGCCUCUCGCCCCGCAGUCGUCAUUGACAACGGCACCGGCUUCGUUUUUGAUAGGUAUACUAAGAUGGGGUUCGCCGGAAACGUCGAGCCGUGUUACAUUGUCCCCACUGUAGUUGCUGUCAACGAAUCGUUUCUGAACCAAUCGAGAAGCACCUCCAAGGCGAGCUGGAUAGCGCAGCACAAUGCCGGUGUGAUGGCUGAUCUUGAUUUCUUCAUAGGGGAUGAGGCUUUGGAGAAGUCUCGAUCCAGCUCUACUUAUAAUUUGAGCUAUCCGAUCAGUCAUGGGCAGGUGGACAAUUGGGAUUCAAUGGAGCGCUUUUGGCAGCAGUGUAUAUUUAACUAUUUGCGUUGUGAUCCUGAAGAUCAUUACUUUCUUUUGACUGAGAGCCCGCUUACUGCCCCGGAGAGCCGGGAGUACACCGGCGAAAUUAUGUUUGAGACUUUCAAUGUUCCUGGCCUUUACAUUGCUGUGAAUUCGGUACUUGCUCUCGCAGCUGGCUACACUACCUCUAAGUGUGAGAUGACAGGUGUUGUAGUAGAUGUUGGAGAUGGGGCAAGUCAUGUUGUUCCUGUUGCAGAAGGUUAUGUGAUUGGGAGCAGCAUCAAGUCAGUUCCGAUUGCCGGGAGAGAUGUCACUCUCUUUGUUCAACAGCUUAUGCGGGAAAGAGGAGAGAACGUGCCACCAGAAGACUCCUUUGAUGUAGCUCGCAAAGUGAAGGAAAUGUAUUGCUAUACUAGUUCUGACAUUGUCAAGGAGUUCAAUAAGCACGAUAAAGAACCAUCCAAAUAUAUUAAGCAAUGGAAAGGCAUUAAACCAAAGACAGGGGCACCCUACACUUGUGAUAUUGGCUAUGAACGAUUUCUCGGACCAGAGGUAUUUUUUAAUCCUGAGAUUUAUAGCAGCGAUUUCACGACUCCAUUACCAGUUGUAAUUGACAAGUGUAUUCAGUCCGCCCCAAUUGACACCAGGAGGUCUUUGUAUAAGAAUAUCGUGUUGUCUGGAGGUUCAACGAUGUUCAAGGACUUCCAUAGAAGGCUGCAACGAGAUAUAAAGAAGAUUGUGGAUGCCCGGCUUCGUGCAUCUGAAGCUCGAGUCGGUGGAGAACUAAAAUCACAUCCAGUGGAAGUAAAUGUGGUAAGCCAUCCCAUCCAGAGAUAUGCAGUUUGGUUUGGAGGCUCCGUACUUGCAUCCACGCCUGAAUUCUUUGGGGCUUGCCAUACUAAAGCAGAGUAUGAGGAAUAUGGGGCAAGCAUCUGUAGAACAAAUCCUGUUUUCAAGGGGAUGUACUGAUGCACAUAUCCAUUUUGGUUGGAUCAUGUGCUGGCAAAUUCCUGAUUAAAAAUGGAAUGCCUUGUCUAUUCCACCUCCAACGUACUCAGUAACUUACCUCCUGGUAUUUGCUUGGUUUCAUCCGAAUGAUUGUGCUGUCAUGUCAAGAGGUGGUGUAAAAUAUAGUUACUCGAUCUUAACUUUGUAAGAGAUGUGGGGUUUCUUUUGUAAUGAUUGUUUUGUUAGGGGGCAAUUGGUCUCUUAGAAGCCAAAUAGGAAAUAGUGUACGGUGUUGAUGAAUACAUGUCCAAGUGGCCCAAAGGAUCAGGGUGAGAAUCGCGAUUUGGGUAGACAUGAGAACCUGGCUGAAUUGCAGUUUUGGUGUUCAGCUUAGAUAGUUGCUCAAGAUUAUUACCCUUUUCCUGUUUCUUUUUUCUUCAGUUAUAAUAUACACAUUUCAGGUAGUUAGUUCAAUUCUUUUGGGUUGGAUUUGUUGUAGUACAACACUUUCUAAUUUGAGUUCGACAUCUUUUUGUUA